AGUAGACCCAGAGGCAGACCCAGAGCAAUACCUGCUGCCUGCAUCUCGCAGAUUUCUCGCCUUCGUCCUUUGGUCCUUGGGCGUAUGGACAAAGAGUGCCCCCACUGUCACGCGUUGCACUGGAUUAAUGAAAGGCAAGAGAUAUCUCCCAUUAGAAAUCCCAGCUGGGAAUCGUGUUUCAAGCAGGGAUCAGUCCAGCUGCAGCUCUUGCCCGAUCCACCUGAAUACUUGAAGGACUUGCUCGAGCAUGCAGACACCCAAGGACGUCACUUCAAGGACAGCCUUCGCCAGUAUAACGCUGCCUCUGCGUUUAGCUCUUUGGGAUGUGACAUUGUCUCAGCUGAGGAACAUAAUUCCAGCAAUAACAGAGGUGGACUUAACGCAUUCCAGAUCCUUGGCGUCCUUUGUCACCGCCAAGGGCCUCUACUUCCAGUUGAGGGCAAAGUAUCUUCGUAUUCUCAACUGUACGUCUAUGAUCCUUUGUAUGCUGCUCAGAGACGAUCAGAAAGGAAUGAAAAUCUGGACCAUGAAAUUAUAGGAAACCUUUCAACUAUGUUUGCUUAAUGCAGCCCUUUCGCACGUAUUUAUCGCCAUGCAUAUGAAAUAUUGAGCAACCAUUGAAGCUCCAACAUUAACAGUGAGGUCAGGUCAAGCAACAAUGACUCUGCGGAAAGUGGUCCACCCUACAUUAUCACCAACCCUUUGAUGAGAAUGAGAAUAGUUAGAGAGGACAAUAGACGCACCCAUAAGCUGAGCAUAAUGGAAGAAAUUACUGCAGACAUUCUUAUUGAAUACAGCAAUAGAAGUGUCUGUGACAUCGAUCUUUUCUGAGGAGGCAGUAGUAGAAGCAGAAGUGGUAGUUUGCGUCAACAAUAUGCUUUUGCACAAUAUUUUCAGAGCAUUAGCUACACUCACGCUGGAUAUGCCAAAUCAUUGUUUAUAUUUGCUUCUUAGUUUUUUUUUAUCUAAUAAACA
Molecule: messenger RNA, 975 nt
Organism: Rhizopus microsporus ATCC 52813
Lineage: Eukaryota; Fungi; Mucoromycota; Mucoromycetes; Mucorales; Rhizopodaceae
Exons: 1
Coding region: 85-564 (159 amino acids)
Source: RefSeq, a predicted model, not a curated record